Molecule: messenger RNA, 357 nt
Organism: Colletotrichum lupini
Lineage: Eukaryota; Fungi; Ascomycota; Sordariomycetes; Glomerellales; Glomerellaceae
Exons: 3
Source: RefSeq, a predicted model, not a curated record
GAACGGACCAUAGCUCACCAGCAAAACUCUGAGCAAGGAGGCAGCGUGGGCCGUGGCAGCACAGAGGUGCAGCGCAGAGCAGAGCAGAGCAGAGCAGAGCAGCAGAGACACGCAGACACAGGCCGCGCCGUGGACUUGCUAAAAAACGAAAAGCACCGCAAAGACAAGCAGCACCAGCACCACCCCCCCCCCCCCCCCCCCCCCCCCCCCCCCCCCCCCCCUCCUCGCACCUCCCACACCACACCGACCGCGAUUUUCUUGCUCGCACCGAAGCUCCCUCGCUCCCAUUCGCCCCCCUGUCCUCUUCUCCUGCCGUCACCGACGAACAACAACAAUCACUGUCAGCCUUCGAACUAA